Messenger RNA from Drosophila montana, 581 nucleotides. RefSeq lists its product as uncharacterized. The transcript has 2 exons. The record is from RefSeq and is a predicted model, not a curated record. Bases 141 to 497 code for a protein of 118 amino acids. NCBI's taxonomy places the organism in Eukaryota, Metazoa, Arthropoda, Insecta, Diptera, Drosophilidae.
CUAAGUACCUGGAUUGCAGGUUAUCAGAGACCGAUAGGAAUUGUCUUCGAAUUGUCUUCGAAUUGUUGGUUUUCGCAAUAAAAGGCCAAACGCGAAUUUCCGCCAAGACAUUCAACUCGAGAGCUUUCUUCUGAAAAAACAUGAAUUCCGUAACUCUGGUGGGCCUGGUGCUCUGCUGUGUCUUCCUGACAUCGGCCUAUGCCGGCAACGAUUAUCUCUGGGGCGAAAUCGGGCCCAAUGACUAUCAACUGGCCAAGGAUACCGUCUCGAAGGCCUUCUUUGUGGGCCUCGUGCAGAAAAAGAAAUACGUUUUCAAGCAAUCUGAUAAUCUCGAUGCCCUGACCAUUACGGCCAUUAGGGUCACCGACAAGAAGAAGAGCAACGGCGCAACCGCCGUGCUGACCGCAGGCGGACCCGGCUCCAAGGGCGCCACCAUUCAGUUUACCUCGCAGCGCGGCUACGGCAUCAAGGAUUUGGUCGAGGUAUGGGGCCGAUAAAUCGGGCUGAUAGCACGCUAGCAAAACGCUUGCUAACAAGCCUAAAAGUAUGCCAAAUCUCGGAAUAAAGCUUUAAGCAUUUCA